Messenger RNA from Phasianus colchicus (ring-necked pheasant), 11330 nucleotides. NCBI's taxonomy places the organism in Eukaryota, Metazoa, Chordata, Aves, Galliformes, Phasianidae. The record is from RefSeq and is a predicted model, not a curated record.
GCAGUCUGGUGUCAGCAGGCUGACCGCUGUACGCAUUGAAAUCUUACAGCGCUGAAAAGGCACAACAGCAAACGAGAGCUGCGCUGGAGUUGAUGGCUGUAACACAGCUGUUGCUGAAGAUGUUUGCAGUACAUUCCUACGUAAACCUCGGUCAGAACAGAGCUGUCCUUUCUGAAAUGCAACCAACACUUUGUUCUCCAAAGUAACACCAAGCUGAAUGUUUUUGUUGUCUUGAUAGUAAACUGCCCUUUAUUAAAAUGAAUGCUGUUCCUUCUCAAGGAGCUUCUUUCUUUUCUUCAAGAAGAAAAAGACUUUUUGGUAAUGAAAUGUUUGGAGACAACUCAGUAGGAUCGCUGCAAAUUGAGACAUCUUUGGUAUUGCCUCAUUGGGAAACAAACAUUAUCUUUAACUCGAAGCCGUGGCUCAGUGUGCAGGUUGGAUGAAGCCGUACCUCUGUUAGGUUACUGUCCUGUAUCUGGCAGUGCUGUGUGGAACUGCUGCAGUGAGAAAGUCGCUGUGUGUGGAAGUGGCUCAGUGAGGUCACGCAGGAUGGGCCCUUAGCAGAGCGGCCUGCAGGCUGAGGUGUGCGCAGCAGAGCCAGGCAGCUGUGCUGGGAGCUGCGUGCCUGCAGGUGAGAUGUGUGCUGCACAGACAGCAUCUGGGAAGGCUGCGUGUCUCAGGGUGGGACGGACAGCUGAUCCUUUCCUGUGUGUAGGAUAGGAGCUAGCAGUUGUCAGAAGAUGCCCAGUAGCGUUGUCGGAAUUGGUGCAUGUCACUGUGGUAUAUUACAGCAGCAUUUUAAUUAAGCAAGGAAAUCAUUUGGCAGUGCUGCAAAGUGUUGUUGGGUGCUUAACAAUCUGAGCUCCGCAGUUUCUGCACUUGCUUUGAAGGAGAUGCCACAUGCAUUCCUAGGGCAGUGCUGGUGCUCCUUUUGUGUGUAAGGUAAGCUGUGCUUCUGUCACUGCAGAAGGAACGAUAGGUGAUCAUUUACAGCCCAGCUUUUCUCCUCCAUAAAAAAACAGUAAAUAUUGAACUUUAAAACGGUAUUCCUGCGAUACAGGACAGUAUUGGAAUCACGUUGGUAGUCAAAAGUCAUACAGUGCAAAUGUCUUCUUCAUAAUUUGCCAUUACGGUGGCAGUUGCUCUGAUAGAUGCAACCACAGAUGGUAAGAUGGGAGGAAAGGCAUUUUGUGGCUGCAGGUACCACUGAGAGCUAGAUGAGAACUUUAUUGACUUUUUUUCAGAAGUGGGAAGUUAUUUUUGUUCUAGUAUUUGGAGUUGUUUUGAGAUGCAGAACUUGCACGUUGAGAGUGGACAGGGCAGUGCCAGGUGUGGCGAGGACAGCUUUAGUGUGAAGGCAGUGGAGCGGGGCAAGGGCUGAGGGCUGUCACCUGCAGGGCUGUGCAGGGACGGGCUGUGCUGUGUCUGUGGGUGCAGCCCAGUUUGCAUUUCAGAACUGCUGCAUUUACCGUUGUUUUUUCAUUUUGCUCUUUGAAAUGCCAGCCUGCUGCUUUUCUAAAAGUGUAACAGCUGCAGCUAAACAAACGUUAUACCAUUUUGGAUGGCUAAGAUAGGCUCUUCAUCUCUUCAUGCCAGAUAGAAUUUUGUUAGCAUAAUUUCACAUUACAAUCCUUGACGUGGAGGCAGUCCUGCUCACAUAAGUAUGUUGGUACAACUGUACACUUCUUAACAGUAUAAGGGAGUGUGAGCUAUGGAGGUGAGAAUAGACAGCAUUGGUCUGAGGAUAAGGCAAUAUAAACAUAUAUAUGCAUUAGAAGCAAAAAAAAAGAAUCCCAAUUAUGUUAAUUUAGUUUAAAUAUAUAUGCGUGUGUGUAUAUAUAUAUAUAUAUACAGGAGGCUUUUUGUGUGUAUGUGGAAGGUUUGUUUUGAUGACAUGAUGUGUUUUGGGAAAAAAUGCCCUUGCUUUGAUAGUCAGGUUAGCCAGAUUGGCUGCUCAUUUGAGGCUUUCAGGAUAUGGUACAAGAACCAACUUCAUGUUCUAGAUGUGAAUGCUUUCCAGGAGGGCAUGGCUCUUACUUACCUACUUGAGGGCUGUGUGCCUGCAUAGAGAAGAAUACAUAUUCUUCAGAACUGAUGUUGAAAGACAAAAUGGAUCUCAAAUUCAGCAUCUCGUUCUUACUGCAAAAUAACCCAGGAGUGCUUUUGAAAGUGUUACGACAGUUGAUGGCUUUAAAUAAGAGUGGAACGAGUUCCAUACUUUGUGUAGUGAAUCACUUGUGCUUACUGCUGUUUUUGUCCUUGGAGGGUUGGGUUUUCUUGUUUGUUUUAAAGAUGGCGUUAAAGAUGGUUGACCAAAAACUGGUUCUUGUGGUUGGGUCCUACAGCUGUGUGAUUGUCUCUUGAAUAAUCACACCUUCAGGUUCUAGGUUGACCAGAUCAGGUGGCAAAAUGUUUGAUUUAAAGUCCAUUUUUCAAGAAGCAUGUUAAACAAUUUGCAAGAAAUAGAAUUUGAGUAACUGCAAACAGCCUGUCCACCAAAGUGAUAUUCAUUACCUCCCCUGUCCUGUCUGUGUAGGUUGGCAUGCUCUCCGGCCUGGCAUCAGCAGCUGCUGAUCCUUCCCUGCCUCCAGCUCCUUCUCCCUCCUUCACACCUCAGCCAUUCUUUCCUUCACCCCUUUUUUCUCUCCUGUGUAUUGAUUGCUGAUGUGCCUCUGGAUUUCGUAGUUCUCCGCUUGCGGUGCAUCUGGGCCAAAGGAAUUGUUAGUGAUGCAGAUUCAUAGCAGCAACAGUACGGGGGCAAAAUAUCUCUUGAAAUCAAAGUCAGCAAAAUAUUUGUCUUAAAAUGCUUUUUCUUUUUUCUCCCUAAAAAAGUUCAUUGUGUUUCUGACCUUCUGUUUUGUUUUGUUUCCUCAUUGCUGCUGCUAUGAAUAUCGAAGGUUCCCGAGUCAGACGGAAGACAGCAGUAGCAGAGGUGGAUUAACGCUGGAAUGUAGUCAGGGACUGGAGCACUUGGGAGCUAUGCUUAGACAGAAAGGGAACGAGCAGGAUAUGACCCUUCUUCUAUGUCCGGGCUUCGGCCUCACACAGUAGGUGUAAUAUAAUCGCUGGUGGGCGUUCUGGAAGGAGAAUUAUUUUUGAAGGCUUUUGCAUGAAACUUGUCCAAUGAGUCUGAGACGCCCAAGCACCAUUAAUUUUGGAGGAAAAAGAUGGAGUAUUGCAUGCUGGGAACAAGUGCUUUCCAUAAGGUACAGCAGCAGCUCAUGAUGCCCCGUAAAGCUUUUCUUUCCCAGAAAGAAAAGCAGGCUCGUGCCAGGGAAAGAGAUAUGUUAAAAAAGAGAAGGAGGCGACAAGACUAUCUCAAAAGAAGCGUGGACCCACAGAAAAAUGCAGAAACAAUAAAAUGGCACAGGGAUGAUGAGAAGAGGAGAGAAAAUGAGCAAGUUAAGGACAAAGAUAUCAAGAAGCGAUGGAGACAGGAUGAGAGAGAACGACGAAAGAAUGUGGACGCUAUGAAUUGGCGCAGGGAAGAUGAGAAGAGGGAAAAUGAGCGAGAAACUAUGUUCCAACUUCCUGUCAACAACCUUGGCAGUUUAAGAAAGGCCCGGAAAACUGUGAAAAAAAUACUUAGUGACAUUGGUUUGGAAUACUGUAAAGAACAUAUAGAAGAUUUUAAACAGUUUGAACCUAAUGACUUUUAUUUGAAAAACACUACAUGGGAAGAUGUAGGAUUGUGGGACCCAUCACUUACGAAAAAUCAGGACUAUCGGACAAAGCCCUUUUGCUGCAGUGCAUGUCCAUUUUCCUCGAAGUUCUUUUCAGCAUACAAAAGCCACUUCCGGAAUGUCCAUAGCGAAGACUUUGAAAAUCGGAUUCUCCUUAAUUGUCCAUACUGUACUUUCAAUGCGGACAAAAAGACUUUGGAAACGCACAUUAAAAUAUUUCAUGCUCCAAAUGCCAAUACACCAAGUGGAGGCAUCAGCACUUUUAAAGAUAAAAACAAGCAUGAUAGCCUUAAACCUAAGCAGGCUGACAGUGUAGAACAAGCUGUUUAUUACUGUAAGAAGUGCACUUACCGAGAUCCGCUCUAUGAAAUUGUUAGAAAGCACAUUUACAGGGAACAUUUUCAACACGUAGCUGCUCCUUACGUAGCGAAGGGAGGUGAAAAGUCACUCAAUGGUGCAGUUCCAUUAAGUUCCAGUACCCGGGAAGAGGGUAGUAUUCAUUGCAAACGAUGCCUUUUUAUGCCGAAAUCAUAUGAAGCUUUAGUACAGCACGUUAUUGAAGACCACGAACGCAUAGGGUAUCAGGUAACAGCGAUGAUAGGUCACACUAAUGUAGUGGUUCCAAGAUCUAAACCUUUGAUGCUAAUAGCUCCAAAACCACAGGACAAGAAGCCUAUGGGACUCCCUCAGAGGAUGGGUCCCCUUUCCCCUGGGAGCGUUCGAUCUCUUUCAUCACAACAGAUGAUGAACAGACUCACUAUACCAAAGCCUACAUUAAAUUCUGCAGGAGUGAAUAUGAUGUCAAAUGUUCACUUACAGCAAAACAAUUAUGGAGUCAAAUCAGUACCACCAAGUUAUGUUGGUCAGCCAGGGGGAAGGCUGAGCUUAAGUGGUACUGCACCAGUUUCUAUUCCACAGCAAUCUCAAACAAUGAAACAGUUCUCAAGUGGAAAUGGAAGGCCUUAUACUCUUGGGGAACAGAGAUCUCAGGCCUCAGCGAGAUACUCUCUUCAGUCUGCCAACUCAACUUCUUUGUCAUCAGCUCAGUUGAAACAAACGUCGUUAUCUCAGUCACAGGCAGCUUCAAGAGUAUUAGGUCAGUCUGGCUCAAAAUCGCCUGUAGCUGCUACAGGUCCUUCUUCUGUCAAUACAUCAUCCACACAAAAGUGGAAAAUCUGUACAAUCUGUAAUGAGCUGUUUCCUGAAAAUGUGUAUAGUGUUCACUUUGAAAAGGAGCACAAGGCUGAAAAGGUGCCUGCAGUAGCUAACUAUAUAAUGAAAAUACACAAUUUCACUAGCAAAUGUCUAUACUGUAAUCGCUAUUUACCCACUGAUACAUUGCUUAAUCAUAUGUUAAUACAUGGUUUGUCUUGUCCGUAUUGCCGUUCAACCUUCAAUGAUGUUGAAAAGAUGGCUGCUCAUAUGCGAAUGGUUCAUGUUGAUGAAGAAAUGGGACCUAAAACUGAUUCCACUUUAACGUUUGAUUUGACGCUGCAGCAGGGUAGUCUCACAAAUAUACAUCUUCUUGUAACGACCUACAACCUGAGGGAUGCUCCUGCUGAAUCUGUAGCUUAUCAUGCUCAGAAUACACCUCCAGUUCCCCCAAAACCACAGCCGAAAAUCCAGGACAAGUCUGAUGUACCCGUGAAAAGUUCUCCACAAGCAGCAGUUCCCUACAAGAAAGAUGUGGGGAAAACUCUCUGUCCUCUGUGCUUUUCAAUCCUAAAAGGACCCAUCUCUGAUGCACUUGCACAUCAUCUACGGGAGAGGCAUCAAGUUAUUCAGACGGUUCAUCCAGUUGAGAAAAAACUAACCUACAAAUGCAUUCAUUGCCUUGGCGUGUAUACCAGUAACAUGACUGCCUCAACUAUAACGUUGCACCUUGUUCACUGCAGAGGUGUUGGGAAGACUCAGAAUGGCCAGGACAAAGGUACUUCAUCAUCUCGGCUAAGUCAGUCUGCAGGUGUAGCACCUGUAAAACGUACUUAUGAACACAUGGAAUUCUCUCUGAUGAAGAGGAGGAAAAUGGAUGAUGAUGACUCCCCCUCUGCCUUUGAGGAAAAGCCUGAAGAACCGGUAGUUCUAGCAUUGGACCCCAAGGGUCAUGAAGAUGAUUCCUACGAAGCCAGGAAAACAUUUCUCACAAAAUAUUUUAAUAAGCAACCAUAUCCAACUAGGAGAGAAAUUGAAAAGCUGGCUGCCAGUUUGUGGCUAUGGAAAUCUGAUAUUGCAUCUCACUUCAGCAACAAAAGGAAAAAAUGUGUCAGAGAUUGUGAAAAAUACAAACCUGGUGUGCUGCUUGGUUUCAAUAUGAAAGAAUUAAACAAAGUUAAACAUGAAAUGGAUUUUGAUGCUGAAUGGCUGUUUGAAAACCAUGAUGAAAAGAAUUCCAGAGUUAAUGUUAGUAAGACUGUUGAUAAAAAAAUAAACAUAGAAAAAGACAAUGAAAGUUCAUCAGACAGCUAUGAGAAUAUAGAAGAAGAAUACAAUGAAAGCAGUAGUCCAUUUGGUCCACAUAUUUCUGACAUUGGUGAGAAAGCUUCUCCUGAUAGCAUAGCAGAGAACCCAGAGGAUGGCAUAUCCAAGGAAAUCAUUGAAGAAAGUACAUUACCAUCUCCAGAAAAGUCUGAUCAAAAACAAGAAGAAAGCUCUAAAUAUGAGGAGAUUAUUUCUGCCGAAGAGCAGAGAAAACUGGUUGGUGAUGUUUCAGAUAGUGAAGGUUAUCAGGAGGAUCAAGAUGAUGCUGUUGAAUGGAAAGAUGGAGCUUCGCAGUCUGAAAGUGGGCCUGGUUCUCAGCAAGUUUCUGAUUUUGAAGAUAACACAUCAGAAGUAAAACCAGAAGUGUGGACGGAUGAAUCCUCACAAAGCGAAGAUGUUGGUAGCAGCAAACCGACUGCAGAGACAAAAGGAGGUGGGUCUGAGAGUGAUGAAGAGCAGUCAAAGUGGAAGAAUCGUUCCUAUGGAAAAGUAGAAGAGUUCUGGGCUAAGGACCAGUCGCAGUGGAAAAAUACAUCAGAGAUUGAGGAGAGCUUGUCAAAUCAGCAGAUGGAAUGGCAGAAUAGCACAAUUGACAGUGAGGAUGGAGAUCAGUUUGACAGUGUGACUGAUGGGGUAGCAGAACCAAUGCAUGGCAGCUUAUCUGGUGUGGAGCUGAGCAGUCAGCAAGCAUAAGCUCCUCGAUUCAGAAGUGUCAGUAAUAUGAUCCGAUCUACAACUGUCUAAACACUUUCAUUUCAGUAUGACUGCUAAGCUUAAAUUCUGACUGGUACUGCCUUCCAAGUGCUAGGUCACGGUGAGUGGUGUUCAUGGCCACUGUUACUCCAGUGGUUAAGGAUGCCGUUGGCUAAUCUUGCUUGAGAGUACUUGCUGGGAUGAGCACAGUAAUUUAAUGUGAAAACGGAUAAGCUGGUGGCUCAAGAAUGCACACAGAGAAAAGCAGAGGUUUAUUUUAUCUGCAUUUUCACCAUUUAUUUCACUCUUGUACAUGUUCAGUUGUAUGUCUUUUUAAACAUUACCCUUUUUCACGUGGUAGUGUGUAGGGCCAACAUACAAGCUACCAGUUCAACGUGUAUAGUAGACUAUGGGGGAAUUGAUUUUUUUCAUGUAUCAUUCUGAAUAGUUGAAAUGUAUAUUUGUACAGUCUUUUAGACCUAUUCAAGUGAAGCUUAUGAAAUUGUUCUUGUGUACCCAUCAUAGAUUUGUUUCUCUUUUUUAGUGUUGCCCUGCUGUGUAAUAAAUGCUGUAUUUAGUUUACCUAGCAAAAGCUUGAAACUGCUAUAGUAUGAAUUUUGACAAACUUAGUUUUUGCACAUAACCUUGUACAAUCUCGAAAACAGAGGCCAGCACCAUAAAAAAAUAUAUCUGGACUCUUAUUGUAUUAUAGAAUUUUCUUGUUCUGAAUAUCCUUGACAUUACAACUGAUGACAAACGUAUUUCAGAGCCAUUUUCUGAAAUCUUUUAAGCUAAAGAUGAAAAAUCACAUGCAAGAAACAAGUUUGCAGCUACUAAUUUUGACACCUUUUAGAUCUGUAUAAAAGUGUAUUGUGUUGAAGCAGCACACUUAAAACAACAGUGCUGUGUUUUGGAUAUUUAGUUUUAUCUUUAGUUAACACCAACAAGGUGUUGUAUUCAUUUAUACCAUCUAAUAUAUGACACACUGUUGUAGUAUGUAUAAUUUUGUGAUCUUUAUUUCCCUUUGUAUUCUUCAUUUAAACAUCUAAAUAAAUUGCUGUAUUGUGCUUACUGUAAAUAUCUGCUUUAUUACAUGCAAGUGCCAUGUUCCUGCCUGGGCAGUCCCACCUUGCUAAAUUUUGUGGGGUUUUUUUGUUUGGUAUUUUUUGUUUGUUUCCUAACAAUUCCUAAAAAAUGCUGCACAGCACUGCUGGGCAUGUAUGUAUAGUAUUUUCUUACCGAAUAGACUAAUCUCUUCAAGGACGUCGAGAAAUCUUACUAACCUAACUUUGUCUGAAUUUGUCUUGACUAUUUAGCAUUCUAGAAUGGUAGUUUAUAAAUAAAGUUGUAGUGAUUGUAGUUCUUUGUCCAUAGAAACAGUCCAGCAAUUACUUGUGUUUUUCAUUCAUUUACACUGAUGCCAAUGAAGAUCAGUUGCACGUAUUGAAAAAUUUCUUAGAACUAUGCCUGCUUCUAAAACACUACAUGUUGAGGGUGAAUGAUAGGGAAGGUGUGGGAAUAUCAUUUAAACAUAAAGGAACGUGCCUGCCUUACAAGCUACAGCCUUUUGGGGGAUGGGGAGAGUUUGAAAAAGUAAGUACUGAAAAACCCACAAAAAUCUAUCAAAAUGAAUGAUUGGUUUGGUCAGAUCAGUUCUGCAUUUCCUCAAAUGUGCAGUACAGGACAGCUGUCUAACCAGAGCGUCACUGAGACAGUUAUUUACUCAAGGGAAUCUAAUUGUGAUGAAAACCAAAGUAUACUUAACUAGAGCAAUGAGCUUGAUAUAGGUAUACAUCUGAUAAAAUGCUAAAAUAUUUACCUUCUGAUGCUUUACAAGGACUAACUUUACAUGUGAAAUCUUCGUUAAUGUUAUAAAGGAGGAAAUGGUUCUGUUCUUCAACAUGUUACACAGCAAAACUUUCAUAGAGACCUUGAGGAGACUAAUCUGUAGCCAUUUCAGGUAAGUGUAAACUGUACUUUCUACUAGUACAAUGAACAAGCCAAAUACCAAAAUAUGUGUGUUCUGUUCUGCAACUGAUUCAUGCUGCUGACGCUCUUUGGAAUGGGCAUUCCUGUUUUGUAUCUGAAAACAGCUAAGAUUGUUUAGAUUUGUCUUUUGAUCUUAUUUCCCCCCUUCACAGAAGGGGUACAUUCUUCAGUUCUUCCCCUGUAGCAGGUGUGGCUGUUGGGCUGGGCCUCAGCUAUACACUCAAGUGUUAGAAGAGAAGUUCUUGAUGUUUACAUCAGAGGAUGAGCUCCUUGUGCUUCUCUGCCAUAAGAGAAAACUCAAGUCUCAGGUCUUACUUUGUUACGAGACUUUCUGAAGUGUUUCCUUGAAAGUAACUUUUCAGUAAGUCGGCUGAGUCUAUUAACUACUCUCCAUAGAUGCUGGUUGGGUGGUGGUUUUUUCCAGCAAUGUCAACCAUGGGAAGUCGUGGAAGAGGCUAAUAAAAGUUGUUAAUGCCCCUUUCCCUUUUCUGUUGGCUGUUCUGUUUCCCAGAAUGCUACGGUCCGAAAACAGAACUAAAUUUCAGACUUCGUAGCACAUCACUGAGGCUUUAAGAGAUUAAAUAAUGUUAGAAAUACAAAACCUUGUAAUGUUAAAAAACUCUACAAAAGUAACUUUGUCUGCAUUUGCCUUUACUAUUAGUAUUCUAGAACACUAGUUCAUUUAAAAAAUGUAGUGAUCAUCGUGCAGUCCGGAGAAAAAGUCUAUGAAUUACCUGCAUUAAACUCUUACAGGAUACAGUACAACAACCACCAUCUGUCAGGCAGCAAAGUCAAAAAAUCUUAGAAAUAGGCAUCAUAUUUCUCAGUAUCUUUCAGGUUAGUUUCACAUUAGUAGCCUAUAGCUGAGGUCACGUUUCCAAAGAGAGUUGCUGGUUGACAUCAGUAAAUAUUAAGACUGAAGUAAAAACUUAGAAACAUUUUAUUUGCCAGAAAAUGCCAUGAUAGGAAAUACAAUCUUAUAUAGUGACUAAAGUAAAUGUUUUGCGUAAAAUUAGUACUUAACAGAAAUACUAAGGAAGACAUGUUUAAGUUAAGUUUUUAAAACUCCAGUAUUUCAAACAAGCUGCUGUUAAAAUCUGCACCUUAGCCUGGGCAAGAGUUCCUUUCUACACUUGAGGCAUACCACAAUUUUUGUAGUCGUCGUGAAGCAGAAGUAGUUUAUUGCAGCAUUAUAGUUGUGUGAGAUGGAAGAUAUCUGAUUUGUACGUGCAUUAUUAGAGUUCUGUGUGAGAACUCUAGAAGCAUGCUAGCUGUGCUUGCAGAGUAGCCAGCUCAGUCUGACCUGUUAAAUCAGUGCUGAGAAAAUGGUUUGUGCCCAGCUUUGGCCAGCAUAAUAGAACAGACAGAUCCCUUAACUAAAGAAUUUCCUUUAGCCAGUUUACCUGAAUUGAAGCAAAGUGAAGUGUGUUUUCAUCUGAAACAUUAUCUAUCUGAAAACUAAAGGCUUAACUCCUGAGAAGGAAGUGGAUGAUCAUCAUACACAUUACUUCUAGGUACAAGACAGCGCUGUGCAACAAAAACUUUAAGGAAGUGUGACCUGGUAAUUUGUCUUGACAAGUACCUGAGACUGGGAGGGACAGCCUGAGAAUGGUAGAGGUAUUUGCAUUUUUAAUGACACUUUUAGCUAUAUUUCUCUGGAUGGUCAUGGGGGUUCAUUAUUCCUGUAACUUCAAACCAUCCUUUCUUGCACUGACCUGCAGCUGAGAUGUACUGCCUCAGCAAGUACAGUUCUCUCAGUUGUGUUCCUACACAACUUACCUCAGUUUUUAUCAGAACCAAAAGAUUCCAGGAGUAUGGUGUCUGUACUGUCUCUUCAUUUCUGUUAAUAAAGCAGCUGAUGAUUUGAAAGGUUGGUAUAAUGAGUAUUUUGUGCCUUUUGUAAUUAGUUUCUUCUCUAGUUAAUACUAGUUAAUUUGUAGUAACCCAUUAUGAUAACCUGCACUGCACUAGGUCUGUCUUUUGCUUUGUAUUUUAAUUCACUUUGUCUUUCAUCACCAAUUCCACUAAUAAAUAUGUAAACGUUGAGUUCAUUUAUUUCAGCACUGGCUCAAAGCUCCAUCGAGCUUUACUUCCACCAUAAGCUUUUUUUUCCUUCUUUCUUCCUGCUUCCCUUUCUAGUAUUUGCACGUGACACAGGCAUUUUUAAAGCAAGAGCAUUUAUUUCUAUUUCUUCAAAUUGUACUAUUUGCAAAGCCAACUAUCUGAAAUGUUUAUCUUUCAGCAAUCUACCAUCUUGACCAACCCCUCCUUAUUACCAUAGUGAGAUCUUCUGACAAGUAUCUUCUAAGUAUAUAACCUUCUCUUUCUAAUUUUCCUUAUUCAGAUAAUUGUUUUUUGUCCACAUAGACCAAAAAAAGGCAAAAAAAAAAAAAAAAAAAAAAAGCUACAGAUAGGGAGAUGAAUAUUUUAUGUCAAGUUCUGGUUAAAUAGAAUCAUAAUUACAAAAUGGCACAUCCAAAGGUCCGU